Gigantopelta aegis is the source of this 4901-nucleotide messenger RNA. Its product is annotated as A disintegrin and metalloproteinase with thrombospondin motifs 6-like. Bases 1 to 3486 code for a protein of 1161 amino acids. Gene Ontology annotation, biological process: extracellular matrix organization; proteolysis. Gene Ontology annotation, molecular function: metalloendopeptidase activity. The record is from RefSeq and is a predicted model, not a curated record. Gene Ontology annotation, cellular component: extracellular matrix. The transcript is spliced from 26 exons. Lineage: Eukaryota; Metazoa; Mollusca; Gastropoda; Neomphalida; Peltospiridae.
AUGCCGAAACUUCAGGGGGCUUUGCCCCCGGAAUCUUUACCAUGGCUCAGCCCCCACCGGUUCACUUCAUCCCAAUCUUUAUACUUUCUUGUUUCCUGCCGAAACAUAGUUGAAACGCUAACAGAGUUUAUUGUACGACUUCAAAAGUAUCCCUCUAUAUACAGCCGACUCAGCGACUUUGCUAGACGCUUUGAGACUCUCUUGAGUCAGUUGAACAACUAUGAGAUGGUUAUUCCUGAGCUAGUCAACGAGAAGGGGGAGUUUAUCAGUUAUCAUGUCCAGCAUCGGAAACUGAAACGCCCUAGGGCAGUGUUUCCCCCGGGAUUCCAAAAAGACGGCCCUGGUCGUGUGUUUUAUAAACUGAGUGCGUAUGGAAGAAUAUUUCAGUUUAAUCUGACGCUGAACGCAAAACUUUUCUCUAAAAACUUUCAGUCAGAAUGGUGGAAUGGCUAUGGUCUGGAGAAGAAAUCUAACCAAGUCCGUCAAUGUCAUUACACCGGCUUCAGCAAAGAACCUAGCAAGUCCAACAGAGCAGCAAUCAGCAAUUGUAUAGGAUUGUAUGGUGUGUUCUCUACUGACGAGGAUGACUAUUUUGUGGAGCCGCUAUGGAACCACACUAACAACAUUGGUAAGGAAGGGUAUCCACACAUUGUGUACCGGCGAUCAUCUCUCAAACUUCGCAAUGAGGAUUCACAUUGUGGAGUCACUGAUGUUCUGGAAAAGAAAACAAAGUGGCUAUUGAAUAAAGCUCCAAGAAUUUUUAACGAAGUUUUGAAACCAAAGGAAAGACCAAAGCACUGGCUUGAAAUAGUGAAACCAAAAUACCGAAAAGGAAGUCGCUUCCGCCGAUCAACAAGCAAGGAAAGAGAUGUAGAAAUGUUGGUUGUUGUUGAUAAAAAGAUGGUGAACUUCCAUGGACCACACGAAAUAGAACCCUAUGUCCUGACCAUUAUGAAUAUUGUUGCUAAGCUCUUCCAUGAUCCAAGUAUCGGCAAUGCUGUCAACAUUAUCAUCACCCGAUUAGUCUUGUUAACAGAAGACCAGAAAGACCUUCAAAUCAAUCACCAUGCCGACCGGUCACUAGAUAGUUUUUGCAAGUGGCAACGAGACAUCAAUGUAAACUUGACAUAUAAGCCAGGAGAUGGCAUUGCUCAUCAUGACAAUGCUGUCCUUAUCACUAGGUAUGACAUUUGUACAUACAAGAACAAACCAUGUGGGACACUUGGUCUGGCACCGGUGGCUGGCAUGUGUGAGGAUGAUCGCAGCUGCAGCAUCAAUGAGGACAUCGGCCUUGCCUCAGCAUUUACAAUAGCUCAUGAAAUAGGACACAAUUUUGGCAUGCAUCAUGACGGUGCAGGAAACCCGUGUGGGACGCCGGGUCAUGAACCUGCCCGCAUCAUGGCCGCCCAGUUAACCAAGGACACUGUGCCUUUCCUGUGGUCGAGCUGCAGUCAGGAAUACAUUACCAGUUUUCUGGAUUCUGGAAAAGCCCACUGUCUGGAAAACCAUCCACAGAAACGUGAAUUUCCAUUUCUGAAGGAGCUUCCUGGUGAGAGAAUUGAUGCUCAUCGACAGUGCACUCUACAGUUUGGGCCUCACUCAAAAGCUUGCAAACUAAGGCAAGUGUGUCGAGAACUGUGGUGCACAGACCAUCGGGACCAGUGUGUAACCAAUAGUAUUCCUGCAGCUGAAGGGACCAAGUGCUACCUGACGCACAAGAAAAGAGGGUGGUGCUACCGAGGUCAGUGUAGAAAGCACAGCUUCAAGUCAAAACCUAUAGAUGGAUCAUGGGGAAGUUGGUCUAGCUGGGGAACCUGUUCACGAACCUGUGGUGGUGGUGUCAUGUCUUGCCAACGCAAAUGCAUUAAUCCAGUUCCAGAGCAUGAAGGAAAGUACUGUCUUGGAGAGCGGAAAAGAUACAGAUCCUGUAACACAAAGGCAUGUCCUCAGAAUUCCACUAAUUUCCGUGAAGUUCAGUGUACCAGCUACAAUAAAGUCCAGUUUCGAGGCCGAUUCUACACUUGGAAACCCUACACAGGAGCGCAGGUGAAACCUUGUGCGUUAAUCUGCAUGGCUGAGGGAUACAACUUUUACACAGAGCGUGGGUCAAGAGUAAUUGAUGGUACAAGAUGCUAUCCAGACCAGCUUGACGUCUGUAUUAAUGGAGAAUGUCAUGCUGUGGGUUGUGAUGGAAUCCUGGGUUCGCCGGUGAAGGAAGACAAGUGCCGCGUGUGUGGAGGAGAUAACAGCACAUGCAGGACAAUGUCGGGCGUUCACACCAGACCUCUACCUAAAGGAGCAUAUCAAGAGAUAGUAAAAAUCCCUAAGGGUGCUGUUCAUGUUAAUGUGGCAGAAGCAAGACAGUCUAAAAAUUAUCUUGCCAUGAGAAACUCCAAAGGGAAGUAUCACAUUAAUGGUGACUGGACAAUCGACUGGCCUCGCAAGUUCCAUGUUGCUGGUACGGUUGUCCACUAUGAAAGGCCGGAGAGAUCAGAAGAAGGUUUGGAGUCCAUGAAGGCUAUUGGCCCAACCAGUGAAGACUUGGUCAUCAUGAUGUUGCUGCAAGAAGAAAACCUUGGUAUCAACUUCUCCUAUAACUUACCUGUGAACACGUCCAACAAACAUGAUUUGUCUCUGUACACCUGGAAACACUCUGCCUGGUCUGAAUGUACUCGCACAUGUGCUAGAGGUGUGAGUCGCUCCGUGUCACAGUGUGUACGUAAAUCUGAUACCAUGGUGCUAGAUGAUUCUUACUGUCACCUACAACCCAAACCAAGUGACCUCAAGAAGUACUGCAACCAGGAGCCUUGCCCCCCACAGUGGUCCAUUGGUCUGUGGUCGGAGUGCAGCAGGACGUGUGGAGAAGGCAAACAGAGCAGAUCUGUGAGCUGUAUCCAGGCCAUGAUGGACACAGAGGCAGUUCUCGACGAUUCUGAGUGCACCAUGGUUAAGCCUCUGUCCGAGAAGACCUGUCAGUUAACUAAGUGUCCAUCUGUCUGGUUCACUGAUGAGUGGUCUGAGUGUGACCCAUCGUGUGGGCCUGGUAAGAAGCGGCGGCGAACGUUCUGCAUGACAAACGAUGGUAAAUCAUAUCUGGAAGAUGGCAAGUGUGACCAGGACGAGCGGCCCAUGUCGUGGAAACCGUGCAUGAACCAAAAGUGUCCACCACCACGCUGGAUAACUGGAGAAUGGGGGGAGUGUUCAGUGGACUGUGGUCGAGGCCUACAGAGACGAAAUGUUCAGUGUCGAUCGUUUUCACACAAACCCAGCGACAAGUGUCACAGUUCAAACAAGCCAACGUCCGUAAGAUCUUGUGAGAGUAACUGUGAUGAUGAGGAAGAAGACGUGUGUGAUGACAAGUACAAAGUUGCGUACUGUCCCCUGGUGCUGCGGUUUGGUUUCUGUGACAGAGAAUACUUCCAGAAGAUGUGCUGUAAAACUUGUGCUGGCAGCAUUACUAACACACACCACAUGAACCAAGGAUAAACUGUGUGGCAGAAUAUUCUAAGUUUCAUCCCACUUGUAACUGUAGUGAUUUUCAAAAUAUCUUUAAAGGUAAAGGUGAACUUUGUAAUAAAGUAAAGAUAAAACCAAGCCAUAUAUAUAUUUUUUUGCCAAGUUGUAGUCAAAUAUCAGGAGAUGCCUUUGUUUCUAAUAAAGGCGAAUUCAAUUAUAUAUGAAAAAAAUAUUGAAAAUCCUGCAUUAAAAUAGUUUGUUGGCUAAAAGAAAAAAAGACCAAGAGUUAACUCUCUUGAAUAGUGACAUAGUUUGUAAGAUUUUUUCUACUAAAAACCAAAAAAAGAGUCACGUAUAAUCCAUCCUUGGUUUUGGAUAAAGAUUGGAAUGUUUAGUGUAGAUACAAUAACACUUUUUACCUGUUAUUGAAAAUACAAAGUAUACAGUAAACUAAAUUUAAACUAUACAGCUUACAGUUAAAAUUUGGAUUCUAAAGUUAACCUUUACAAAGCUAGUUCUUAAUAUUUCUGAUACUGUUAACUUCUGUUAGCAUAUGGCUGUACUGAAUUGAAGACGAGGCAUAAAGACAUGCUAACCCUUAUUCUACUUUUAUAAUCUACUCGCAAGUGUUUUUUCUCAAUAUUACACUAAGAUUUGGCUGAUAAAAUACAAUUCUUCCAGCUGGAUUCAAAUCUGACUUCUUAUGUACUUAUAAGAAAACCAGUGUAUACACUUAAUCAGCAUUGCUUCAUUUUUCUAAACGUUGCAACACAAGUUAUGUUUGCGUGAUUAUUUUUUUUGACACAGUUACAUUACCCUGAAGUUAUGUUCAGGAAUAGUAUGUGUGGUUGCGAAAGAAACUGGAUCAACCAUGAAUCAAACAGUAAUCAAUAAUUAUUUGUCCAUUACAAUGAUUAUACACUUAGAAUGUUAUCAUAUGUUAUUCUGUCAGAUUCAUGAAAGUUUACACCUAGACAUUUUGCAUAAGUUAUUCUAUGACUUCAUGAAAGCUUACACCUAGAAUUUUAUCAGAAGUUAUUCUGCCAAUUAACUUCAUGAAAGCUUAAUUACACCUAGAAUUUUAUCAUAAGUUAUUCUGCCGACUUCAUGAAAGCUUACACCUAGAAUUUUAUUGUAAGCUGUUUGCCAACUUCAUGAAAGCUGUGGAAAAGUGUAGCUAAUGGAGGAGAUGUGUCCAAUUAACACCAACUUUCUGGGACUAACAGACAGCCCUGUGUUAAUUAGUUUAUUCAUCACUUAGUUAAAGAUGUAACAGCAGUAUUCAAUGUACAUAUCAAAUAGGUAUCUCAGUUACUCAAGCAAAAACAGAAGCAAACAAACUACAAUGGGAAGUCCCAGAAUUGCAUGUUUUGUCCAAAUACUGUUUUGAUUUCAUGUUCAUGCAAGAAGAGAUAUUAAUUAAUUAAUAAAACAGUUAUACCUCA